GUUGAAGUCAAACACAACAUAGGCUGUAGUCUUGUAGCUAGUAAAUUACUGAAGACUGUCAAUACCCCUAUUUACCUUAAUCAAGCAAUGCGACCAUACCCUCAUGGUAUUAGUUUGAUAAUUUAUUAGGAUACGUUGUUUAGAUGUUUUGUGACACGACGUAAACUGACUGGCUGCAAUUAAACCAUGAAGCUGCGUGUUAGAGUCAACAAGCAGACCAGCCGUGUGGAGCUGGAAGGAGAGGAGCCCACCAUCACAGACCUAAGUAUUCAAAUCAAGGAGAUCCUGCUGCCUUCCCAUGGACUCAGCCCGGACACAGAAUUCACCCUGUCCCUGAAUGGCACAGAGCCUCUCUGCGACACAGGACAGACACUCUCCUCAUGCAGCAUCGUUCCUGGGGACUUAAUCUGCGUAAUCCUGCCUCAGUCUGUGGCUGUGCCCUCUGCUUCCCCCUCACCUGUGAACCAGGCUGCCAGCCACAGUGCUAGAACCUGCCCCAGCAGCAGCACGGCCGCACAAACACCACCACCCAAACAGACGAAACACUCCCAUGCCAUGCAUUCUAAUGAGCCAGGCACAAGCAGCAAGGUAGCUGAGAUGCAGACAGAUCCUAAACAGGAAAUGGCGCCUGAAGAGGAACAGGAAGCAGAGGCAGCUCCGCUCACCUUGGAGCCCAUGCUGUGUGACGAGGCAGAGGAAGGCAAGUUGCCUCAUUCCUUGGACGUGCUCCAUCACAACUCCCAAAGCGGCAGCCAGUUUGACGCUGUCAUGGUGGUCGUGCACCUUCUGAUGCUGGAGACUGGGUUCUUCCCUCAGGGUUCAGAGGUCAAGCAUGGUGAGAUGCCCAGCGAUUGGCGGGCAGCAGGAGGGGUGUACAGGCUCAAGUACACCCACCCUUUUUGCGAGGACAGCCUCAUCCUAGUUGUGGCCGUUCCCAUGGGCAACCUGCUAGCUGUUAAUGCCUCCCUGAAGAUCAAUGAGAAGGUGGAGAAGGUUAAUAAGCUGACACUGAACCCAGUCCUCUAUGUGAAUGGCGUUGUACAAAGAGAGGAUGCAGCCACCAGUACCUACAAAGACCUACGCAAGUUGUCGCGGGUUUUCAAAGACAAGAUGGCGUACCCCGUGAUAGCUGCAGCCAGAGAAGCCAUGGCGCUCCCUCCGGUGUUUGGCCUGUCUAUCCUGCCUCCAGAGCUGCUGCUGCGAAUGCUGAGGCUGCUGGAUGUGGGCUCCCUGCUGGCCCUGUCGUCCGUCAGCAGACACCUCAACACUGCCACUGCUGACUCCACCCUGUGGAGGCACCUCUACCGUCGAGACUUCAGGGAUAGUCAGAAUCCCGUCAGAAACACAGACUGGAAACAACUGUACAAGACCAAGUACAAGAUCCACAAGGAGGCCUCCCGUUAUCGCCCCAUGCCCCGUGUCCUGCCCUUCCCGCGCACCUUCCCUUUCCACCCCGGGGCAUUCCACCCCAUCCCUCCCCCCCUCUACCCCCCCGGCAUCAUCGGCGGAGAAUACGACGAGCGCCCCAACCUCCCCCACGGCCUCCUGCCCAGGCCGCGCUAUGACCCCAUUGGCCCGCUUCCAGGUCUCCCAGGUCACGAUCCCGCGGGAGGCCUUCUGAUUGGGCGGCGGGGCCACAGGCCUUCUGGGGGCCGGCCGGCGGACAUCCGGCGGGGGUUCAUCUGACGUGGAGCUACGAGAGGGGGCGUGUUUAUCUCAUGAUGAGGAGGCACAGAAUAAAAGUAGGGUGGAGUUGGACGUGGCUUCCUGGCUGGUGUGUGUUGGGGUAGCUGCCUGGCAUUGACGCAGAUCAGUUGCAACACUUAGCUUUGUCUCCUAACCCUUGCUCUUUCUCCUACCAUAUUGACCAUGGGUUGAGUUUGCAUUUGAGCUCUGUCUGUCUGUCUUGAAAGAUUAGCUUACUAAAACGAAAUAACACGAUGGGUGAAUGUCCAUCUCGUGUAUUAGAGUGAGUGAUGAGAUAAUCGCAUGGAGGAUUGGGGAGAAAAUGUUUCACUUAUUCAAUUUAAUACUUGGGUGAACACAUUUUAUAAAUUACAAGACAAAAGCUUUCAAUAAAAUCGAAAAAAAAGCUAA
This is a messenger RNA of Hypomesus transpacificus, 2097 nucleotides long. It is a transcript of the gene fbxo7, whose product is annotated as F-box protein 7. NCBI's taxonomy places the organism in Eukaryota, Metazoa, Chordata, Actinopteri, Osmeriformes, Osmeridae. Gene Ontology annotation, molecular function: protein kinase binding. The coding region runs from base 187 to 1686 and encodes 499 amino acids. The record is from RefSeq and is a predicted model, not a curated record. The transcript has 10 exons. Gene Ontology annotation, biological process: positive regulation of autophagy of mitochondrion; autophagy of mitochondrion.